CUUUUUUGUAUUGUCUGUGCCUAAUAAUGAGGCAUGUAUCUACCGUUAUUAACAGAAAACAGGAACGCCAAACCCCCUCUGCUCAGAGAGAAACAGAGCAUGCGUUGAUGAUGGGAAGACAAUCGUCCUAGGUUGAAUUGUCUCCAUCUUCAAUCUCCCUUCAACUUUACUUCUCUCUCUCUCUCUCUCUCUCUCUCUCUCUCUCUCUCGCUCUCUCGCUCUCUCUCCAGCGCCAAUCAUGUCCGCGUCAACCGGCUGGCGAAACCUCGCCCCUCUGUUCCUGCUCUGUUUCCUCUGCCUCUUCUCCUCGGCCGUCACUGCCGACGAGCUCCACGCACUCCUGAACCUCACAACCACACUCCAAACUCCAAAUCCAGACCUGUUCUCUUCUUGGACGCCGAACAACCCACCGUGCCAAUUUGCGGGCAUCACCUGCAAUGUCAACGGGUCGGUGAUGGAGAUCGAUCUCUCAAACCAGCAGUUGGCGGGCGUGCUCCCCCUGGGAUCGAUCUGCGAGCUCAGGAACUUGGAGAAGCUCGCGCUAGGAUUCAACUCCUUGCACGGCACGCCAAUGGGCGAUUUGAAUGAUUGCGUUAAGCUACAGUACUUGGACCUUGGAAACAAUUUCUUCUCAGGAUCGGUCCCAGACAUCUCGUCUCUUCGCGAGCUGCGUUAUCUGUACUUGAACAAGAGUGGGUUUUCCGGGGCUUUCCCGUGGAGUUCCCUCAAGAACAUGGCGGAUUUGAUCGUCUUGAGUGUCGGAGACAAUCCCUUCGAUAGGACUCCUUUCCCUGAAGAAAUAGGAAGCCUUUUGAAGUUGAAUGUGCUUUACAUGACGAAUUGCAGCAUCGAAGGGCAAAUCUCACCGGUUAUCGGAUAUCUCAUUGAGCUCGAAAGCUUAGAGCUUUCACUUAAUAAUUUGACCGGUGAAAUACCUAAAGAGAUUGGAAAUUUGGUGAAACUCUGGCGACUCGAGCUCUAUGGCAACAGUUUGACCGGAAAGUUCCCUGUCGGAUUCAGAAACCUCAUCAAACUUGAGUACUUAGACGCGUCGAUGAACUAUCUCGAGGGCGAUCUGUCUGAACUGAGAUCCUUGACAAACAUAGUUUCUUUGCAGCUAUUUAAGAACCAGUUCUCUGGGGAAGUACCAAUGGAGUUUGGCGAGUUCCAGAAGCUUGUCAAUCUGUCCCUUUACACGAACAUGUUCAGUGGUUCUCUGCCUCAGAAGCUCGGCUCAUGGGCGAAGUUCAUUUACAUAGAUGUCUCGGAGAAUUUCUUGGAGGGUACGAUCCCACCAGAAAUGUGCAAGCAGGGGACGAUGACGAAGCUUCUCGUGCUUCAGAACAGCUUCUCUGGUGAAAUCCCAGGGGCUUACGCGAAUUGCUCGAGCCUGACACGCUUUCGGGUCAGCAACAACAGUCUCUCGGGUGUUGUUCCUGCUGGUAUCUGGGGACUGCCAAAUGUGGACGUGAUUGACAUCUCUUUGAACCAGCUUGAAGGGCCAAUCACCUCUGAUAUUAAGAAUGCCAAGGCAUUGACUCAGUUACUAGUUGGAAAUAAUCGCUUGUCGGGUAAGUUACCGGAGGAGAUUUUGGAAGCUGAAUUGCUGGUUAAAAUCGACUUGAGUUACAAUCAACUCUCCGGGAGAAUCCCGGUGAGUAUCGGCGAAUUGAAAAGUUUGAGCAGCCUCUAUGUGCAGGAUAAUAUGCUUUCUGGUGCCAUACCCGAGUCACUGGGCUUGUGUGUUUCACUAAGCAACCUUAACAUGGCUCACAAUUCGCUGUCCGGUAAAAUACCAUCGUCUCUUGGAUCUUUGCUGACUCUGAACUCUCUGAAUUUGUCCGACAACGAACUCUCGGGACAGAUUCCGGCAAGUUUAUCUUCCCUAAGACUAAGCCUUCUCGAUCUCUCCAACAACCAUUUGACUGGCCGUAUCCCACAAUCUCUCUCGCUCGAAGCAUACAAUGGAAGCUUUUCCGGAAAUCCCAGCCUAUGCACCGCCACAAGGAUCGGUUCCUUCAAGCAAUGUUCGUCUCAUCCGGGCACAUCGAAGAUCAUCCGAACCAUCGUGAUUUGCUUCCUUAUAGCUUCAGUGCUACUACUGACAUCCCUGGCAUGCUUCAUUUGCAUCAAGAACAGAGACAAGGAUGGAGACAGAAAGUCAAGAGAAGAGUCCUGGGAAGUGAAGUCGUUCCACACAUUAACCUUCACCGAGGAUGAGAUUCUUGAUUCCAUAAAGCACGAGAACCUCAUUGGAAAAGGGGGUUCCGGGAACGUGUACAAGGCGAAACUCCCUAGCGGUCAAGAACUCGCCGUGAAGAACAUCCCAAAGGCGGAGUCUAGUACCCAGAGAAGGAACCUCAGUACUAGCCCAAUGCUAGGUAAGGGCGGCAAAAAAUCCCGAGAAUUUGAAUCCGAGGUCCGCGCAUUGAGCUCGAUUAGGCACGUCAAUGUGGUGAAGCUGUACUGCAGCAUCACCAGCGAGGACUGGAGCCUGCUCGUUUAUGAGUAUCUCCCCAAUGGCAGCCUGUGGGACAGGCUCCACUCUUCCGGGAAGUCGGAGCUGGACUGGAAGACGCGGUACUGGAUCGCGGUCGGGGCGGCCAAGGGACUAGAGUAUUUGCAUCACGGGUGUGAGAGGCCCAUGAUUCACCGCGACGUGAAGUCGAGCAACAUCUUGCUGGAUGAGCUCAUGAAGCCCCGGAUUGCUGAUUUUGGGCUUGCCAAAAUCCUUCAAGCCGAUCGUGGCGUCAAAGAUUCCACACAGGUCAUAGCAGGAACACCUGGUUAUAUUGCCCCUGAGUAUGGAUACACGUCCAGGAUCAAUGAGAAGAGCGAUGUCUACAGUUUCGGGGUGGUCCUGAUGGAGCUUGUGACGGGGAAGAGGUCGAUAGAGCCGGAGUACGGGGAGAACAUGGACAUCGUGAGCUGGGUCUCGAGCAACUUGAAGUGUAGAGAGAGCGUGAUGCGCCUGAUGGACCCAAGGAUCGUGCAAGAUCACACACGGGAGCAAGCCAUCGAGGUGCUGAGGAUCGCAAUUCUGUGCACGGAGAGGCUUCCUUCGCUCAGGCCCACCAUGAGACGCGUGGUUCAGAUGCUGGAGGAAGCCGAGCCGUGCGGACCAGUCGACAUUGUCGUCGAGAAAGAUGGCAAGUUCGGCGUGGAGAGUGGGAAAGGCUGACCGAGAUGUACAACUAAAUAGGAGGAGUGGGGUAUUAGCCGAUGCCCGAUGCCGACCGAGCGAGACAUCGAACUCCCGGGACGAAGGUGAGGGCUCCAUAUCGCCGGGAGCACCCGAUGCUUGCUUCGGAACCCGAACAUCAUGGGAUGGAAUGUCGGAGACCGGACAAACGGAGAGAAACUGUUGUAUAGGAGCAUUUUCAGAUUGUAUUGUAUGGGAACUUCAAUGUAAAUGUGGAAACUGUUCGUUGUUCUCUUUUCAGGCAAGAAUUUCCCAAAGUCGUGGUCAAUUUCUUCAUUAA
Messenger RNA from Syzygium oleosum, 3482 nucleotides. RefSeq names its product receptor-like protein kinase 7. Gene Ontology annotation, biological process: protein phosphorylation. Gene Ontology annotation, molecular function: receptor serine/threonine kinase binding; ATP binding; protein kinase activity. The record is from RefSeq and is a predicted model, not a curated record. NCBI's taxonomy places the organism in Eukaryota, Viridiplantae, Streptophyta, Magnoliopsida, Myrtales, Myrtaceae. The coding region runs from base 239 to 3181 and encodes 980 amino acids. The transcript is spliced from 2 exons.